Messenger RNA from Microcebus murinus (gray mouse lemur), 3430 nucleotides. RefSeq names its product protein HP-25 homolog 2-like. Gene Ontology annotation, molecular function: protein binding. NCBI's taxonomy places the organism in Eukaryota, Metazoa, Chordata, Mammalia, Primates, Cheirogaleidae. The record is from RefSeq and is a predicted model, not a curated record.
CAAUAGCAGAGAUAAAUUUAAAUCAUCAAAAAUUGCUCAAUUAUUGCAAAAGAAGACAACAAAGUAGGAAAAAAGGACAAAUAGCAAAUACAGCCUAUGUUUGAACAUCAACUGGCACAACUUCAAUCUAGUUAAAAACCAACUGAGGUCAUUUGCUUCAGGCAGGAGCAAAAAAUUAAAUAUUAAGAAAAAUUGAUUUAUUAUAACAUCUUCCCUAUAGCUUUGAAAGACAAGCAGGUGAGAGAAGAACAGAACAACUGAAGACACAGUCUCACAAAACUUCCAACUUUAUAUCAGGAUGCAUAGGGCAGGAGAAAGAGGUCUCGCCCUGGGAAUUGUAGAUGUCUGGAUGUUAUCUUUGUCUGUUGUAUCAGCCAUGGCUGAAGUCAACUCUCCAGAAACUUCAAAGCCCUGUGAUUCUCGAGGAUUACCAGGAGUACCAGGGCCCCCAGGUUUCGCAGGGGUACCUGGCCCAACAGGACCUCCAGGCUAUUCAGGACCACCAGGGGCACCUGGGACUCCAGGAGACAUUGAGCAGUGUUCUUCCUUACCCCAAACAGCCUUUGCAGUGAAGCUGAGUGAUCCCCUUCCAGCCCCUUCCCAGCCCAUUGUCUUCAAGGAAGUGCUGCACAACCAUCAGGACCGCUUCAGUCUUACCUCAGGGGUGUUCACCUGCAUCAACCCUGGUGUAUACCACUUUGGCUUUGACAUUGAGUUGUUCCAGCAUGCUUUAAAGUUAGGGCUCAUGAAGAAUGGCAUCCAAGUCCUUGAGAAGGAAGCUGAGGCCAAAGGCAUGUAUAGGCAUGUUUCUGGAACUGUCAUCUUACAGCUGAUGGUGGGAGACAGGGUCUGGCUAGAAUCCAAGCUAGACACAAAAGAGAAUGAAAAAGGAUUGAUUCAAACUAUAUUCUUUGGGUAUUUGCUCUAUGGAAAUUAUAUUGACUAUGAUUAACAAACAACUUAAAUCCCUCAAGUGGGCAUAAAUUUGACAGCAAGCCUCCUUUCCCCAGCAUAAUUUUCCCUGAUCAUUGAAUGAAUAACCUUAAGAAUAGCCCAAUUUACUAAUAUGAAUGUAACUCUAAAAGCAGUAAAGAUUAAUAAUUCAUUAAUUGAUCAAUGAUUUCUUAUUAAAAGCCCAUAAAAUUUCCUACAUUCUUCUAUAUCCUAGGAACUUCAGGGAGAGGGUAUGCCAGGAAAUCAGAUCUGAUUGGAAGCCCCAUACCACUUGAAGCUGAAGGAACUAGGAACGUUGUCAUUCUUUUUCUUGAUUACAUCUUAAAAUUUUUCUUCAGAGUAAAAAAGUCUUGAUAAUAACUUCCAAUACCACUUCAAUUUCACAACUUAUAACACUGUUAGGAAAGCAAAUAUCCUCGAGAAGUGUAGAAAAUUUGCUUAAAGUCACACUAAGUUGUGAAUACAUACCACCAAAUGUAUAUUUUGCAUUUGAUGUAUAGUGCAUAUUUUGACCACUGUUUGAGUAAGGGGUCUGUUUUGGAGGAACAAUUUCUAUUGCUUAAUCCUCAUCAGACCCUGCUAGUUUCCUCCCCAGUAUCUAUUAGCCCCACUCCAUGUUUCAAUUUAUUUCAAACAGAGCACAAACCUUGAAUGGUCAGUGGACCCAGAUAAGACACACUAUCUUUAGUCUUUCUGCAGAGCAUGGGGGACAUGUGACACUGUUUGGAGAAUGAAAGGUAAUGGGGGGGGGGUUCCAGUUCAGUCCUUAAAAGGCAAAUCCUCAGAAGACUGACUGAUCUUUUUGGAUUUUUAUGCUUUGCUCGUCCUUCGCCAUUCUCCUCAAUCCCUGCCCCAACCCUCUGGAAGAAGCCUGGGUUGGAAACAGCCAUUUUGCAAACAUGAGAACCAAGGACAGGUAGCACUAAGCAGGCUGAGGGAGAAGGAUAGAAGCAGACCAGCUCUUAAUAACUUCCUUGCACAGCUACUUCAGCCCUAGAAUGUUCACCUCUGUAUCUGAGAACAAUCAUCACUGAUAUUACAAAGCUACUGCAACCUGGUUUCUGUUACUUGCAGCCAAAUGCAACCCUGAUAUACCUGAUUUUGUUUUCUUCCUUAGACUUCUUCUUUCUUAAAGACUUUACCUACCUUCUAAUCCCCUUUAUAUUUCCUCUGUUCUCCUUCCAUCUAUCAAACAUCUACAAUGAGCUAAGAAACAAUUCUUAACCUUGACAGUCCUAAUCUAGUUCAUACUCACAUGUGAGAGAUGGUCUUAGCUCAGUAAUGUGUUACCAAAGGAAUUCAGAAAUGAGUGAUACAUCCAGAGGCUUCCUCAGGGUUGAUGUUUUAAAGUAUUGUGAACCAAGCUUAUGGCUGCAUCCUCUUCCAACACUUCAUUUAUUUCCAUCGUUAUCUUUCCCCAUGAACAGCAUCCUCCUCCACUGAUUUUGCUAUCCAUCUCCCUCCAUACCACCUCCUUAAUGCAAUCUAUCACCAAAACCAAUGAAUUUUGCUCCCUGAAUGUCUAGAAAAUCAAUUCACAUUUCUACAUUCCUACAAGCAAUAUCAUCAUCUUCAUCUAUCAUGUGUGCCAACUCGUGGGCCAAGUCUCCACUCUGUGCCUCUUCUGGUUAGAUUACUCCCACCCCAGGAGCCAAUGCUCAUUGUACUAAAGAAAUUUUAAUCAUGUAAAUGCCUGAUUAAAAUUAUUUCAUAGUGUCAUUUUUUUCUUAGGAAAAAAUUAAUUAUUAACAUGAUUUACUGUACAUUUCUCCAUCUUCUCAUACCAUUCCCUUCCUUAUUGCUGGGUUCCAGCUACAUUGAAGCUUUAGUCUCUUAAAUAUUCUAUGGUCCCUACUGCCAUAAGCCCUUUGUGGUUGUUCAUUUUUCUGCCUCUGCCUAGAACACUUCUCUCUACAUACCUUACAUGUUUUAUGCCUAUUCAGAAUCAGAAAUACCUUUUUAACAAAGGAAUAACUGGGCAAGAGCUCCUUCUAUGCAUUCUUAAAUCAUGAUCUUCUUACCUAUUUAUAGAAAUGCCCAUAACUUUUAUUUUUACAUUUUUAUAAUUCUUAGAUUAAUGUCUGCUAAGCUGUAAGUUUUGUGAUAGGAAGAGCUGUAUCCUUUGCUUUGGUUUUGAUUAUAACUCUGAAAUCCUGUGUUGGUCUACCACAUUCUAGGUGCUCAAUAUUUUUUCAAACAAUGAAAGUAGAGAAGUACUUAGCACAGUCACCAGCUCAUUGAAAAUUUAGGCUACUAAAAUUACAUAUAUUAUUUUGUUGUUGUUACUGGAAGUUGACUUUGUUCCCAUCAGAGCUUGUAGUAUUAAAUUAGUCAGUACUUGCUCAAACCAUUCAUUCAUUUAUUUAGUAAACAUAUUUAUGGUAUGAGAUGGGGAACACUAAGAGGAAAUUAACCUGUACAUAUUGAACACUUACUCUGCUCCAGGCAUUCCACUUUCAAUAAAUAGAUUCACUUA